Molecule: messenger RNA, 4539 nt
Organism: Metarhizium brunneum ARSEF 3297
Lineage: Eukaryota; Fungi; Ascomycota; Sordariomycetes; Hypocreales; Clavicipitaceae
Product: ZEB2-regulated ABC transporter 1
Biological process (GO): transmembrane transport
Cellular component (GO): membrane
Molecular function (GO): ATP hydrolysis activity; ABC-type transporter activity; ATP binding
Source: RefSeq, a predicted model, not a curated record
AUGGACCAGACAAGUGACUCCGUGUCCAUCCCGGGCCGGAGUACUUCAGCACAAGGCAGCGAACGGACGGUUUUCGAAAUAUCUACGGGCGGACCUACAAUGAGAGAAAAUACCCGCCAUGCCACGGCUAGUCAUGACCAAGCAAGUCAUCCUGCCACUGAACCAAAUGUCACGGGCCCUGACAGCGACACGGUGGACCCUGAACCCAACAGGAGAGACUCCCUUGUGCAAGACCUUGCUCGUCGUUAUACUCGAAAUUCUUCCGUGGCUAUUGACAGUGAUGCUCGAGGCAUAUUUGGCAACGAUGAUGCCGACUCCCCUCUCAACCCAAACGGGCACAAGUUCAAUGCCCGUACCUGGGCAAAGACGGUGGCGCAGGCGGCGACUGAAUCUGGUUCUGGAUUUCGCCACACAGGAUUCUCCUUCACCAACCUCAAUGUGUAUGGCUUUGGCCAAGAGACAGACUACCAGAAAGACGUCGGCAACAUAUGGCUGGUGGCAGGCGGCUUCCUGCGCGGCCUGAUGAGCAGGAUAGGCAGACGCAACAGCCGGGGCAAUGCGCAAAGGGUCGACAUCCUCCGCCGUCUCGACGGUGUCGUGAACCCGAGCGAGAUGCUCGUCGUUCUCGGCCCCCCCGGCGCCGGCUGCACCACCUUUCUCAAGAGCAUCUCGGGAGAAACAAACGGAAUCUACAUCGACGAGUCGGCCUCGUUCAACUACCAAGGCAUAUCAGCGCACGAGAUGCACUCCCAGCACAAAGGAGAGGCCAUCUACACGGCCGAAGUCGAUGUCCAUUUUCCCAUGUUGUCUGUCGGAGACACCCUGACCUUUGCAGCCCGCGCCAGACAGCCGCACAGCAUACCGCCCGGCGUAUCGCGAAGCCAAUUCUCCGCUCACUAUCGAGACGUCGUCAUGGCCAUGUACGGAAUCAGCCACACGGCGAACACGCGCGUGGGCAACGAGUACAUCCGCGGCGUGUCGGGCGGCGAAAGGAAGCGAGUGACGAUUGCCGAGGCCACGCUGUCCAGCGCGCCGCUCCAAUGCUGGGAUAAUUCCACCCGGGGGCUCGACUCGGCCAACGCCAUUGAGUUUUGCAAGACGCUGCGGCUGCAGUCGGACGUGUUUGGCCGGACCAGCGCCGUGUCCAUCUACCAGGCUCCCCAGAGCGCAUACGACCUCUUCGACAAGGUCCUCGUGCUCUACCAAGGCCGGCAAAUCUACUUUGGGUCAACGGGCCAAGCCAAGGCGUACUUUGUCCGUCUCGGCUUCGCCUGCCCCGACAGGCAGACGACGCCCGACUUCCUCACGUCCAUGACGGCCCCGUCGGAGCGAAUCGUCCAACCAGGCCACGAGAGCCGCGCGCCGCGAACCCCCGACGAAUUCGCCCGGUGCUGGCUGGAAAGCCCGGAAAGGAGAAUCUUGCUAGCAGAAAUUAACACGUUUAACCAGGCGCAUCCGCUGGGCGGCGCCGACGCCGACGCUUUUCGACAAAAUAAGCGGCAGCAGCAGGCCAAGAGGCAGCGGGCCAGGUCGCCCUUUAUCCUGUCGUACGCGGAGCAAGUCAAGCUGUGUCUCUGGCGAGGAUGGAGGCGUCUUGUGGGAGACCCGAGCCUGAGUAUUUUCGCCCUUGUUGCAAACUCGGUCACGGCGCUGAUUAUAUCGUCGCUGUUUUACGACUUGCAGCCCACGACGGCGAGCUUUUUCCAACGCGGCGCGCUGCUGUUCGUGGCGAUUCUGGCGAAUGCCUUUUCUAGCGCGCUCGAGAUCCUGACGCAGUAUGCGCAGCGGCCAAUUGUAGAGAAGCAUAACCGGUAUGGGUUCCAUCACCCGUCUGCCGAGGCGUUUUCGUCCGUCAUCGUCGACAUGCCCUACAAGAUUAUGAAUAGCGUCUUUUAUAACGUCAUUUUGUACUUCAUGACGAAUCUGAAUCGCACACCCGGUGCAUUCUUCUUCUUCUUCUUCGUCUCGUUUCUCAUGGUUCUUGCCAUGUCUGGCAUUUUCCGCUCCAUUGCCUCGCUCUCGCGGACUCUAUCGCAAGCCAUGGUCCCUGCGUCGGUACUGAUCCUCGCGCUCGUCAUAUUUACGGGCUUCGUCAUUCCCGUCGAUUACAUGCUCGGCUGGUGCCGAUGGAUCAACUACCUGGACCCCGUGGCCUACGGAUUCGAAGCGCUCAUGAUCAACGAGUUCAGCGGCCGGCAGUUCAAGUGCAACAGCUUUGUCCCCAGUGCCGACGUGGCCGGGUACGAGAAUAUCGCCGGGUCGAACAGGGCCUGCUCGGCGGUCGGGUCCGUCAUUGGGCAGGACUUUGUCGACGGCGACGCGUACAUCAACACGCUGUACAAGUACAGCCACGGCCACAAGUGGCGCAAUGUAGGCAUUUUGAUUGCCUUUAUCCUCUUCAACCACGUCGUCUACUUCCUGGCCACGGAGUAUAUAUCCGAGAAGAAGUCCAAGGGCGAGGUCUUGGUAUUCCGGAGAGGCCAACUGCCGCCGGCAUCCCCCCAAAAGGGAGACGUCGAAGGGAGCAAUUCUUCCCCCGCCAGGGUCACCGAAAAAUUUGGACAGUCUGUGCCCGAGGACGGGGGCGCUAUCCAGGCUUCCACGAGCGUUUUCCACUGGAGCAACGUCUGCUACGACGUCAAGAUCAAGGGAGAGCCCAGACGCAUCUUGGACCAUGUAGACGGCUGGGUCAAGCCGGGGACCCUGACGGCCCUCAUGGGCGUUUCGGGCGCCGGGAAAACCACCCUGCUCGACUGCCUCGCGGAUCGGAUAUCCGUGGGCGUCAUCACAGGCGAGAUGCUCAUCGACGGCAAAUUACGCGACUCUUCUUUCCAGCGAAAGACGGGCUACGUCCAGCAACAGGACCUUCAUCUCGAAACGACAACGGUGCGCGAAGCCCUCGAAUUCAGCGCGUUACUACGCCAGCCGGCGGCGACGCCCAGAGCCGAAAAGCUCGCCUACGUAGACGAGGUCAUCAAGCUGCUCGACAUGCAGCCCUACGCCGACGCCAUUGUCGGCACGCUAGGCGAGGGCCUCAAUGUCGAGCAGCGGAAGCGACUAACCAUCGGGGUCGAGCUGGCGGCCAGACCGCCGUUGCUUUUAUUCGUUGACGAGCCGACAUCGGGACUCGACUCGCAGACAUCGUGGGCGAUUCUUGAUCUUUUGGAAAAGCUCUCCCGGGCAGGGCAGUCCAUCCUCUGCACCAUCCACCAGCCGUCGGCGAUGCUCUUUCAGCGCUUCGACCGGCUGCUGUUUCUGGCCAAGGGCGGCCGAACAAUCUACUUUGGCGACAUUGGCGAGAGCUCCUCCGCCAUGACGUCCUACUUUGAGAGCAACGGCGCGCAUCCGUGUCCCCGCGGCGACAAUCCCGCCGAAUGGAUGCUGCAAGUGAUUGGCGCGGCGCCGGGUGCCGCCACCGAGAUCGACUGGCACGAGACGUGGCGGUCGAGCAAGGAGUUCCAGGACGUCCAGUCGGAGCUGCAGCGGCUGAAGACAACCGCCGCGGCGGACGAUGCCGUGUCGAAAAGGCAAAGUCGCGCGCUGUAUCGGGAAUUCGCCUCCCCGUUCUGGAGCCAACUGCUCGUCGUGUCGCGGCGCGUCUUUGAGCAAUACUGGCGCACGCCGUCGUACAUUUACUCCAAGUUUAUCCUGGGCACCUCAGUCUCCCUCUUCAUCGGGCUCGUGUUCCUCGACGCGCCGCUCAGCAUCCAAGGCCUCCAGAAUCAAAUGUUUGCCAUCUUCAACAUCCUCAGCAUCUUUGGCCAGCUGGUGCAGCAGCAGAUGCCGCACUUUGUCACGCAGCGCUCCCUGUACGAGGUGCGCGAGAGGCCCUCCAAGACCUACAGCUGGAAGGUCUUUAUGCUGUCGCAGGUGCUCGUCGAGAUUCCGUGGAACACGCUCAUGUCGGUCGUCAUGUUUGCGUGCGUCUACUACCCCGUCGGGUUCAACAACAACGCCAGCGCGGCGGACCAGACGGCCGAGCGCGGCGCGCUCAUGUGGUUGCUCUUUUGGCAGUUCCUCGUCUUCACGUGCACGUUUGCGCAUGCCUGCAUCGCCGUCAUGGACACGGCCGAGGGGGGCGGCAACAUUGCCAACGUGCUCUUCAUGAUGUGCCUGCUGUUUUGCGGCGUGCUGGCCACGCCGGACCGCAUGCCGGGCUUUUGGAUCUUCAUGUACCGCGUGUCGCCGUUUACGUACUGGGUCUCGGCGGUGCUGUCGACCGGCCUGGCCAACACGCGCGUGACGUGUAACGGCAACGAGCUGGUCGUCUUUGACGCGCCCGCCGGCCAGAGCUGCCGGGAAUACAUGGCUGCGUACCUGGACAGUCGGGGUGGCUAUCUUGCGGGCGGCGGUGCGUCGGGGCAGUGUCGGUACUGUCCUGUUUCCGACACCAAUGUCUUUUUGGCUGGCAUUAGCUCCGACUAUGGCCACCGCUGGCGAGACUUUGGGAUAGGCAUGGUGUAUAUUGUGUUUAAUAUCGCGGCUUCCCUGUUCCUUUACUGGCUGGUUCGGGUGCCGAAGCCAAAACGCAACAAGUGA